AUGUUUGUCGAAAUUCUCACUCUGUUAGCACUUUAUUUGGCAGUAUACAUCGCUUCUAGGAUAUGGCAAAACCGCCAUCUUCCACCGGGUCCUUUUCCUUUUCCAGUGCUGGGAAACUUGCUCUCGAUAAGCCAAGAUCAGCCUUAUCGUGAUUUCGCGAACAUGGCGAAAAAGUACGGAAAACUUUUUCGAAUCCAGAUGGGCAGUAAGAAAGCUGUCGUCAUUAACAGCUAUGAAAUUGCCAGAGAAGCCCUUUUGACGAAAGCAAAAGACUUCGCAGGGCGGCCGCCGCAUUUUUUGGGAAGCAUUUUCGGCCGGAACGGCUCCGCCAUCGGGUUUGAAUCUUUCUCCGAGCGAUGGAAAAUGCAACAUAAGAUGUUAACUGCAGCUUUGCGCUCAACGGAAGACAAAGCUAAUAUCUCGUUGCAUAUCGAAGAACUAUGCCAGCUGUUUCUUUCCACGCACGCUAAACCAUUUUGUCCAAGAGAUAACGUUUACAAGUCAUUUGGAAACUGUCUGUCAUCCAUGAUCUUUGGACAAGAAUGUAAACUUGAUGACCGCGAGGUUGACACUCUAAUCGACGCUGUACACGUCUUUCGAAUGUCGUUAGGAGCAGCUAAUGCAAUUGAUACGUUUCCCUUUUUAAAAUACAUUCCUUUUGAGAUCAUAAAACGAGCAAGGCGUGCAGGAGAAAAUAGAGACGAAAUUUUCAACAGAAGGUUCCGACAGCAUGUCUCAACGUUCGAAAAGGGCAACAUUCGGUCUACGAUUGACGCUAUGUUGAAAGACUUUUGGAGUAAUGGUUGCAAUUUAUUGACGGAAGAGAAUUUGAUUUCAAGGUGAGGAGGUGCUAUUAUAACUGUGUUUAAAUUGGGCCCGGUUCCUCGAAAGAUGCUCAAGAGUUUAACUCAAGGUUAAAUCAAAUUUUAGUUUUCUUGUCUAGGACUACUUAACACAAAAUGAUAUUCUCAAACAAUCGGAGGGUAAUUAAAUACCCUCAUGGAUUAAAAUUUUAAUCUUCGACAAAGGCGACUAACGCUAAUCCCAUGGGCUUCUGCUUAUCUUUAUUCUGGAACCGGGACUUCGGGUCACAGAUAUCUACAGGGGGAAAAACAUAUUUAAGUUCCUUCAAGGUGAAAAAAAAAAACAAAAACAAAAACAACAAAAAAAAACGGUGAAGUUUAUCUGAACAACGGUGUUUUUCGUUUUGCAUUAUUUACACUCCUUUUGGGGAUAUUCAAGUUUCUGUAUUAUGCAAAUUAGGUAAGUUAAGACGUCAUCAAUCCCCCGAAGAAGGACGGCUUGUCCGUCCGAAGCCUCAAGUCGCUUUUGUCUUUGCUGUUUAAUUUUACUAUUGAUGUGUAAUUUUAUUCACAAACUCUGUUUUUUCUUUUUUCGUGUGAUUGUCGACGUUGAUGAGGGCGCGCUGUUAGUGAUAGGGUUCGGUGGCGUUGGAAACGGUGGGGGAAGAUCCUAAUUUUCCCCGCUCCCUAGCCCAGCCAUAUCACCUCCCACCUGGAAAUUUGGGGGAGGGACCGAGGGUAGGACUCCCUCGGGUAUGCGCGGCUAAACAGGGUAUUGUUUUCAGGGUCUUGAGUCUUGAACCGGGUAUAUAAUAGGAUGGGGGAGUUUUUUGCACGUACUGGAAGCCUUUAAGAGUGAAGGUUGGCGAUGAGCCAACACCAUGCCCCCUCGGGUAAUUUGUACUCUCCCCAGUCUUCCCUCACUAUAAGAAACAAGAACGCUCUUAAUAGCUUUAAGUCUCACUUGCUUGGAGAUUAGAUAAGAAAUGAGGAAAGGAUCAAUUCUUCAUGAAACACGAUUUCCUCGCUAAGUGAUUUACUCCCUUCUUUAUCGACGGUCGAGUAUUCUUCAGCAUAUUUACUUUCGUAUUCGAUGAUUUGUAAGUACGCGUGUGUAAAUACACGAAAAUCAAGGGCCUCUAUUCAAGAGAAAUUAAAUCAAAAACGUGAUGAAGAUGGCGCGUCAUUUCAAUCAUACACCGCAUGCUCAUCACAAGACUCAUCAGUGACUCAUUUGCAUACGGUCAAAGUUUACAACGCCCGACCAGUUAGCCUCACCAUCGAAGCUUUGUUCAUUAAGAUUCUUCUUUUUUUGACCACUAAAGUAAUCACUUGUUCCAAAGUAAUCAACGCUUUCAAGCGAUAGAAAUCGUCAACCGAUCCUUUCCGGAAAACUGCUCGACGUCUUUCGCAUCAAUAUUUCCUAAGCUUUCUAUGCAUGGCUUUCGUCACGCCGCCAAUCUUAUCCCCAGGAUCCACGGACUCCGCUAGGAACGCCUGGGACCAUAACUCCUUUUUUGGCGCGCACACACGAAAACAAAAGGAAACACACGCUUUCAUUUUAAGAGUCUCGCAGCUAAAGCAAGCGAGGCUAAUAUCGGCGGUUGAGAAGGGCCAGAUGAAUGAGGUGGAAAGGUAAAGCCUAAACAAGAGAAUGUAGCGUCUCCUUCUCCACCUUCGUCACAAAUUGAUGUCACGCAUCAAUUAUAAUCGCAAAAUACACGGGCUUUGGCGUGAAUGCAGGCAGGAGACUGACCAGACCCCUGCUAUCUACGGGGAAAACCCAGAGACGUCAGCGAAUCAUAUACGCCUAUUUCAAUAAAGUUUGCUAUCCUCGUGAAACAUGAUGCAUGAUCCAUGAUCCAUGUUUCAUGACAUGCGGUGCAUUAUGUGAGCAAGCUCAGUUUGUCAUAUGCCCGCGCCGUACGCGGAAGACUUCCGUUAGAGUGCGAUUUGGUUUCCACAUUUUUGUGGGUAUUAAGCAGAAGAAGCCUGUUUUCAUCCUUGAAUAUCCAAAUGGACUCAAAGGCACUACUUGCUUAGUUAAGAUUGUUUCGGGGGAUGUGGACGCAAAGAAGAUGGGAUGACCUUCUUGAAGCGUACCUUGAAAUCCGACGACGGCGAGGCAACAAGAACGUCACAAAAACUAUAGGUUUAACAAAGCAAAACAACCAUUCUUCUUCUUCUUGUACAUUUCAUUACCAUCACCGCAAGACUACGAGGUGAAAAUGCCUAAUUUCAUGUUUUAUAGAGGACGUAAACAAGAGACGACGAAAUUUUCUUUCUCUUUCCUAACUUGAAUAAGGUUCUUAGGAAUUCAGCUCUUAGGAGAGUUCGCCUACAUUGACAAACGAAGUUAGUUGGAAUAAUCGCGAUGGAGGUUAAAGAAUCGAAGGCGAAUUCACUUUUUAUGCAACGUUUUCGCCCCCGUCCUUAGAUCUUAAUUAAGGUCCCUAUUUUAAAUUAGGCUUGUGUAACGCUGAAAUGUAAAUAACUUUACAUUACGAGUUUGUUAAGUAUUUUUAAGGAUGAAAGAUUGAAAAAAAAGGGGGUAAAAAAGGAGGAAUGUAGAAGCCUAUUUCAAGGCUGUCCUCGUUGGCGGCUCUUAAUUUCUUUGUUACAAUGAAAUUCUUCAGCUCACUUGCACUUGAGAAUUUCGUCACUUGUUUGAGCUGAAAACUCUCAUUCACUGCUUUCUUAUUGUUUGUUAGUACUUUCAAACAGGUGUUGUGUGUAUUAUUAUUAUCGGUUGCCGAGCACAGGCGCGCACAAACCUCUAGCCUGUUCCAGGCGUUCAGAUAGUGGGGAGCGGUGCGAAGUAAAAGGGAGCGCGAAAAAAUAAAAGCGAGGAAGGAGGAGAGGUGAGAGAGGGAACGCCUGUUAGAUUUGUUUUAAAUAGACUCUUCCGCCCAGUCAGACCGCAUCAACUGUAGGUGGUCUUCACUUGUCAGUCAAGACUGGUGUUACAGCCCGAUGCAUUUAUUAUUUUUCUUGCGAAUAAAUCGACGUUUGUCAGAUCAAAAAUUAAUAUUAUGUAUACGUAAUCUUACUAAAAACCCAAUGUAAGACUUUCAGACAAUAGAAGGCGGGAGAAGUAUUCAUGUAUAAUGAAUUUAUUUACGGCUUUAAAACAUAAUUUCAGCGUGUACGUGACAAAAAAUUAUGAAUCAAGUGACAAAAAAAUAUCGCUCAUUUCGAUAGAAAGCCGUUUCAAUACAGAUCGUUAACUCAAGCAAUGAAAAUGCACAACAAUUGAAGGGAAAAUUUACUAUUCGGUGAUUGAGUGGACGUCGUCAAUAGCGAUAGCUGCAACUUGCUUUCCAAGCUUUCCUUUUUGAAGUCCUUUUGUCCAUUCAUUAGACAACCACGAUUUGGCACUUCAGUAAACAAUUUCACAGCUUCCACUUUUAACGGCUUCAUCCACAUCUUCUCCCAUCAUUGCCGCCGCUACUCCGAUUUUGUUCAAAUAUUCCACUUGGUCUUCCAUGAUGGUAAUCAACGGAGUUACCACAACAAUCGUAAAUGGCAUUCUAUCCUGCCUUCAUUCCAACGCACGCUUUAUUCGAGGAAAAAGCUGGAAAAUAAGAAUUUUUCCAAAGCCAGUCGGUGAGAAAUUACUAAGACGUCUAUCCUACCGACUACGUGUUUUAAACAGUUUCUUUGCUCUUCGCUUUUAGCCUCCACGUUUGGAAAGUCACUCGGCGCUGUGUUUGUUGCGAGUUUGAAUUCUGCGUGACGGCACGUAGAGUCUGUCAUAACGGCCAUAUCGCAUUUCUCGCUGUGAUCGAAGACGCUCCACUGUUGACAAAAACUGUCAAAAUCAACCAAUCAGAGGGUAUACCAGGAUCUGGUAUACCGGAACGCACUUUUGUUAAGAAUUCUUACAAGCGUUCCCUCACCUCUCUCCCCAGUCCCCCUCUACUUUUCAUCGCUUUCUUUACUCUGCACCGCUCUCCACUAUCUGAACGCUUGGAACAGGCUAACAAACCUCCUGCUUACAAAAAGAUCUACCACAAUACACCGCAGGAUACGAAACGUGGAUCAUGAAUCAUGCAUCACGUUUCACGGGAGCAACCUUAAUUGAAAUCAGUGUAUAUUUCAGUAAUAAAUGCAGGUCGACUACAAUUUCCCUUUUUAUUUUACCUUUAGCGCCUCGGAGCUGUUUAUAGCUGGUACAGGAACGCUCUCAGUUGUGAUCAUUUGGAGCCUUUAUUACGUCACCAAACACCCAGAUGUACAGGCCAGGUUACAUUGCGAGCUAGAUGAAUUCAUUGGCAAAAAUGCACGACUUCCAGAGUUCUCAGAUCGGCCCGACUUACCAUAUUUGGAAGCGUUUACUGCUGAACUACAUCGUUCUGCAAGUGACAAUCCUUUGGCGCUUCCACAUUCGACGACACGGGAUACAUCCCUUGCGGGAUUCUUUAUCCCUCGGGAAACCACAGUGUUUGUUAAUCUCUGGGGAAUUCACCACGAUCCUGAUUACUGGCGGGAGCCAUUUAGUUUUCGGCCGGACCGAUUCUUGGAUGAACAGGGGCGACUGCAUGUGGAGGGAAUCAUGCCAUUCUCGACAGGAACACGUUCGUGUCUCGGGGAAAAGUUUGCCAAAAGAGUAGUUUUCUUGUUCGUCGCGCGAUUGCUGCACAGAUUUAGAUUUGAGUGUCCGUAUGGUGAAAUCCUGCCCGAAGAGGAAGACAUAAGUGAUUACGGGAUUUUACUUGAUUGUAAGCCGUUUAGGAUAAAAGCAAUAGAAAGAAGAGUUAAUAGUUAAUUGAUUACAUCGCUUGCUGUGCUGACAGAAAUCUAUUAUAGAGUGUUUUCACUCACGUGGCCAGCAUCUAUGCAAAAUUUAUUGGAACAACAGAAAGCGUUUGCAUGAGAAAAGAGCUGAACUCCCAGAGGAUUGGUUUGGGACACCAACAUGGCCGCCGUUUCAUUGUUUUGGGACACCAAUAUGGCUGCCGUGACGUCAUGUGAAAAC
This is a messenger RNA of Porites lobata, 5781 nucleotides long. NCBI's taxonomy places the organism in Eukaryota, Metazoa, Cnidaria, Anthozoa, Scleractinia, Poritidae. The record is from the annotation of a GenBank genome assembly.